UCUGUUUCUGGUAGCCAUUUGGCAUAUGGACGAUGCAAUCAAGAGCUGAGUCGGAGCAAAUAGUUAGCGGAAACUAUAUUUAUAUUUGGUACCGGGAGGACUAGAUUUGGAACCGGAUUUCUAUCAAUCGGUUUGAGUUACUACAUGGAGAGAUCUUCUUCAUCCAUGGAGUUGGAUUCCGAUCUGAGUCUCAAGGCGACGGAGCUGAGAUUAGGGUUGCCCGAUUACUACGGCGGACGACGAGCUGCCCGAGGAAUCACAGGUCAACAGCAUAUUUCCGACCACCGUAUUGACAGUCGGCAGAAUCAACAACAAGAGAUCUUCGCCAGAAGCUCCGUCCUCCAACGAGUGAGGUCGCUGAGCGAAUCAAGUGCGUCCAAUGUCGAAGAUUGCGCUCCUCCUCCAGUUCCAGUAGGUCGGGGAUGUAUGUGAAGGUAGGGGUGAGCAACAGGUGGGUUGGGUGGGUUUUGGUCUCAAAUUGACCCACCCGUUUACUAGUGGGUUGGAAUAAUUGUGACCCGCAAUCCACCCACAUACUUCUGCUGGUUGGGUUGGGUGGGUGGCGGAUGGGUGCGGUUGGGUUGCGGGUCGACCCACAAAAGCAAUUCUCCAACUAGCAAUUAAGAAAGUUGACUAACAUUU
Messenger RNA from Linum trigynum, 642 nucleotides. NCBI's taxonomy places the organism in Eukaryota, Viridiplantae, Streptophyta, Magnoliopsida, Malpighiales, Linaceae. The record is from the annotation of a GenBank genome assembly.